UAGUUAGUGACGGUGUCUCUCACGAGGAGGAACUCACUGCCGGUUUCACGAGGAAAAUAAAUAAAUAUAAGAACACGAUACCGCGGAAAAUCACCGAUCGUACUGCCGAGAGAGACCGACAGAUUGCUCGGAGUCGUCUUCGAAUUUUUGAGACGACCCUGAAGAGCUCCUCAGGGGGAGACACCGUCAUCCCGACGAUGACAAGCACGAUGACGACGAAGACGAUGGUGAAGACUGGGGCAAACGACGAAGACUCCGCUGAACUUCUCGCCCGGACAAAAUCGAAACCCGUGGCGAGAAAGAGACAGCUCGAGUCUUCGUCUUCGAGGCUCGAGACACCAAGGAAAAAUCCCCGCCAUGACGAUAACCUUCGAGGGAACGAUGACGAAAAGUCGCUGACAAUUUCGGGAGGGUUACAAACUGGGACCUCGAAAUCGUGCCAAAAUGACGAAUUAAUUGCCCAGUCAACGAAAGGCUUCGAGAAGAGCAAAACUGCCCUGGAGAGUGGUUCGAUCGUUGACAGAACAGACGAUGAAGAAGAAGCCUCGAAAAGGAGCCCGAGUAAUGGAAAUGGAGAUCACUCGGAAAUUGAAAAAGUUCCCCAGGUCGUGCACCAGGAUGUCAAAGAACUAUUAAAGGAAGAUGCUGAGAAGUUCCCCGCAGCUCGCGGAGACAAAUUCACGGCUGGGAAAACUUGGAUGGAAAACGGCAGAGAGAGGACGGAGAUCGGGGUCGAGGGUUCUGCAAGGGAGAUGACGAAGAGGCCUCUGAAGAAAUUGUCGAAAAAGGGUAUCCAGGGAAAGGGUUCGGAAAAUCUUGAGAAUUCGGAAAAAAGGGCCGUCAAGAGAUGUGCAAAGGGGGAUGAAAGUAACCGGAGGAAAAGAAACCGCUCCGAGGAGGUGAAGAGGCCACAGGAUGUCACUCCGAGUGGCAGAAAACCUGAAGAGUCCCGUCAGAAUGUCGAUCGAGAUCCGAUGAAAAUUCCCGAAAAUUCAGAGACCUUCAUGAGCGAGAACUCGACCUCCGAGAAAUUGGAGCAGACGUUGGAGAGGGAAAUUCGAGGAGACGAAGACGACCACGCUUUGAAGGGAAGUUUGGAAAGUGAGGAUUGCAAGGAUCUUGAGGUAGCCAGAGCGGAAGAAGACUCGAGGACCUCGAAGAGGCCCGUUCUGCAUGUCGAAGGACCUCGAAGAGAAGUUACAAGGACGUCUAGGAGGGACGACUCCGAGAGGCUGAGGAAGACCAUCUCGUGGCUCGAAGAAGGGGCGAGAAGGAUGAGAGAAGAUCUCGCCAGCACGAGGGCUGAACUUCACGAAGAGAGACGAGCUGCUAGAAUUAUCAAGAGAGAGAUGGACACAGCAGUGAGGGAGGCGAGGAACGCGGAGGCUGCCAAAUAUCAGCUGAUCGUGACAGAUCUGAAGACAAGACUUUCCCAGUCUCCUUCGCGGUCCACGUCGGAAUCGAGCGCGUCCACGACGGCGAAGGCCGAGAUGCUGAAGGAGGAGAAUCGCCGCCGAGAGAUGUCGGCGUUAAAAAAUCGCCUUGGAGAGGCCGAGGCGACCGUAAGGAAACUCAAGGCUGACUCCUUGGAUCCCGGAUGUCCGGGGAAACGCAGAAAACUCGACCCGGUCGCACCUAUCGACCUCAGGAAACUCGAAGCCGAUCUCCGAGACGCUCGCCGGCUGAACAAAUCUCUGGAGGAGAAAUUGCACGUCGUCUCGGAAGCUGAGAGAGCUCGAGCAGCUGACCUCAGAGCGCAGCACGAACGCCACGAGGCCGAGCUUGUCAUUUUGCAAAGAACAUUACGUGCAGACACCAUCAAAAUGAUGGACGAGUUGAAAAGUAAGGACAGGGAGAUCGAGAAGCUGGAGAAACUCUUGAGAGAGCUGCAAGCUCUGAGGAAAAAGUCGAGAAUCAAAGACGAGGAGGCGAUGCGAAAAUUGCGCGAGAGCGAGAGGAGUCAUCAGAUUCGUUUGGCGCCUCGGCUAGAGGAGAAGAUCCCGAGAGAUGAGCACGCGACACAGGGGGACUGCUGCAAAGGAGAAUGCGACAGUUUGCCGGAGCUCGAGCGCCUUCGGGAACUCGCCGUGGAACAGCAGGAAGUCAUCGAAGUCCUCCGACAGGCUAUCAAGGAGAAAGAGAGAAAGCUGGACCAGUUGUCCAACAAGAAGAGGAAAGAGGAGUUCUACAGACAGUGGCUGGAGUUGGAGCCGGUAGCGGAAGUGGACGACGAAGAGGAACACGAGGAGGGCGAUAGCGCGCUGUCCAGCGCGCCCUCUUCCUUAUCACCCCAACCUGGAGGAUGCGGCCAAUGGCAAGCCAAUGGGGUGACAAGAGAAGCUUACGAGGCGAUUCUCCUGGAGGUCGAAGAAUUCCAGACGAAGCUUCUCGAAGAAAGACAAGAGUUGAACCAUGCCAAAAGCCAAGUCCGCGACCUGGAGAAGGCGCUUCUUCAGGAGACUCGUGGCAGCCAGAACAGCAGGAGGGCCCUUAGUGACAAAUUGCGAGAAGCUGAAGAGCGCGAAGCUUCCCUGGUGGCCGAGAUCUCGGAGCUUCGGGAACAGAACGAGCUCUUGGAGUUCCGUGUUCUCGAACUUGAAGAGACCCCUUGCUUGCGAGACACCCCCGACCCUGCAGACAGUGGUAUCGUUUCUCCGGAACCCAUACAUCUCUACAAGUCGCAGGAACAAUUGAACAAGCACAGAGACCGAGCAAUAGCAACGGUGAUCCCGUACAGUACUUACACCCGUCCAGUGUCAUCGGUGCCCCAAAAGCCGGCAUUAUCGCUCCAAGAAAGCGGGAUCUUCGAGGAAGAAGAUGAAGUCGAGGUCGAGCUGGCGAGUCGCGGGACGCAGACGGAGGUUCCAGCAGGAGAGCUUCUCCAGGAAGUCCAAAGACUUCAGGAGCUCCGGGCGAGGAUCCAAGAAAGAGCGGUGAAGGUCCCAGUAAUGGACACAAAGAGCUGCUCGACAUCUGAGAUCGCAGAAUCCUCCGAAAUCUCGCAGCUAGCCGCCCAGCAGGAGCGAAUCCGAGAUUUGGAAGAAAGACUGAGCCUGUACGAGGAAGCCGAAGAGAGCCGCUCGAGGGAAAGGCAAAUCUCAAAGCAGAGGGAGGAAGAGCUGCUGGACGAAAACUACAGGCUGACCGAGAGGGUCUACUGGUGCGAAAACGAGAUUCGAGGGUUGACGGACUCUUCGGGAACUCCUUCGGGAAGUACGAACGAGGUCGGCACCACGAUGGAAGGUUUCAACUCUGUGGUGGACCAGUCGAGCCAGUGGGAGAGCCUGGGAGAAGAAGAGACGAGGACUCCCGAGGAGAAGGUGAACCUUGAAGAGGAUGCCGAAGUGGAAGGAAGCGAGGGGAAAUUCCCGAACCACGUGGUCCCACCCUUGCCGAGGUGUCAGAAGAUGUUCAGGGAUCUGAUGAAGACUCUGGACCAGCCGGAUCAUCGAAUCGAUGGGGAACUGAAGAUCAACGGAGGGUACGACUUCUUGGGGGUGCAGACCUGCACAAAGACGGAGUGCACCGAGUGCAAGGAGUUCUGGAGGAACUGCUGCGAGAAGGUGCAGGAGUUGACGAAGACGGAGUGCAGCAUGAGAGGAAGAAUCGAAGAUCUUGAGAGGAGGGAGAGGAUCUUUGCGAAGACCUUGAGGCAGGCUGACAAAAUGUGGUCCCAGGUGGAAGCUGGAUACGUGGCGAGGCUUAAAGAAGUCAGGGAACAACUCGAGGAGAAGGUCGAAGUCAAUCGAAGGCUUCUUCAGCGGUUCUUCGACCUUGAAGAAGAAGCCAGGACGAAGGCUGCCGAAGAGGACGGUGGCUCCGAAAAGGCGGAACUCUUCAAGGAAGAAAUGGACGUGGAGCAAAGGGAAGAGCUCGUGGCCGAAGAACGAGUCGAGGCCGAAAAAUCGACGUCCUUCAUAACCGUGGAAGCGUAUCAAGUUUCUUCCGAAGACAUGGUCGACGGUCCCGAAGAGAAGAGUCCUUUACACAGGGUGGAAAUCUCUAGAUCCACCCAGACCGAGGUUGCUGCUUCGGAUGGUUGCUGGUGUUCCGGGAAAAAUGAGGAAUCCGGGAAUACGGCAUCGAUCAGGGUUUCCACUCUUGCCAAGAAGUCCGAACCAGCGGAGCCCACCUCCAGGGUGGAGGAGUCUUCAGGGUUCAAGGCGACGAAUUACAGCUGCGUGACGGUGAUGGUCCUCCCCGGAGACCUGGUGAGCCCGGUACCGGAAGUGGCCACGGAGGCAAAGGAAGAGACGGUAUCCAACGAGGACCCCAAAGAAAGGACAGCGGAGGCCGAGGAAGAGGCUGCGGUCGUUACUUUUUCCGAAUCAGAGCCCGAAAAGAAGGUUAGACCAAGAGAGAGUAUGCAAACGAGGAGGAAGAGUGCGAGGUCGAGGCAGAGGGAAAUCUGGGAGGGCUGGGCGAUGAGGACGUGGAACGCGAAGGGUAGGUCAGGAGACGGAUUUAGGGAAGACUCGAGACAGCGACGUCGACGAUGGGUCCUCUAUCAGGAGAUCUGCGUUUAAAGGACCCCGGAAAUCCGUAAAACGUAACCUUAAAGAGUCUAAGACGCAAGAUGGUCGUCCCUCGACCCCCCGCGAAGCGACUCGCGUUCGUCUCUUGACAUCGCUUAGGAACCUGAAGAUGUUGGGCUCGCGCGGUCCCUUAUACGCGGGGUGUCUUUUAACGAAGCUAAUAUACACGACUAGAGACAUCGGUGCACCAGGUGGAACCUAUUUCGUCCUGGAGAAUUCGGAGGUGAGGCAUUCUUUUUAGGUGGACUCUGAUCCGAAUGAAACGUGGCGCCAAUUCUGGACAUGUAAGAGAUCCUUGCGAUGUAAUCGUCAGUGGAGAGGAGAUAGAUAUGGAAUAUAGACGGAAUUUAAUGGCGAUGACCACAGCUUAGAUGGAGGGAGCUAGAGGUACCCAUCGGUGGAUGAAAUGCGAACCUGGGAGGUGAUAGAACCAAGUAUGGUCUCCAUUUCUCUCACGAGGUCACCAAUCCCGUUUGGGUCAAUGAGAUGCCACGAGAAGUCUUCCCUGAAGUCAAUGACACUCACGAUGAACUGUUUGUCGAGCUUCAAGACCUGGAUAUGUGAGACUGCGAAGAAGUCGUUGCACAUGGAAGGGAUCAAGGGUAGAUCCUUUUUAAUGACAUCUUUAUCUAGGACGUCCUCAAGAUGAAUUCCUAUGGUGAUUGUCAGGCUUCAAGAUCGGAAAAUAUGAAACUGCGAAGAUGUUAAGGCUGGUCCUUGCACAUGAAAGGGAUAAAGGGUGGAUCUUUGUAAUGAUACCUUUAUCUAGGAUAUCUUUAAGGUGGAUUCUUAUGAUCGAGUCGGGUGAAUAUUCGGUUAUCCAGACGGAGAAGGAGGAAUGUAAAGCAUCCUUGGGGUUCGAUCGAGUCCUGGGAAAGACUCGGGCUUCUCGAAGAGGAACGAAAGAGGGAGAGGAGUUGGAACGAGAGCCUUUUCUCGGGCCUUAAUCCAAAAUCCCGGUUUGCUGGCCGGUUCGACACUGGCCUAAGAUCAUCUACUUUCGCUGGAGGUGAAGGUUUCGUCCUUUCUUCUACGCGAUAUCACUCGGGGACAGUCAAGGUGGCUUUCCACUCGCAGGCGAAUCGCGAUUCGCAAUCGUCACUUCCUGCAGGACAUCAGCGAAGCGACAAUCGCAAAACGCAUCGAGAAGUUUCCUCCAUGGGACGACGCAGCUGGCGUUGCUUGGCGAAGCCAAGCACUGGUCCAGAUAUCGAAAUCCCGAAACGAGAAUCGACGCCGAAUUCGAUAUCGAGCGGAGAAUCGCUCAUUUGCAUAUCGUCCGCAUCGUGCGAAAGAUGCCCCUACUUUUUUGUAACCAAUAUCGUAGACUAUAUUUAUCACGACUAGUAGACGAUCGAAGCUUUGCGAGAUUUCCCCCGGUAGGAACAACGUUGCGAUUGGAUGCCUCAUUUCCCUAUUUUAUUGAUAACGUAUAUCGAGGUCGGCAAAUAAUCCAGCCUCGAUUAUUCGCCAACCUUUGCGUGCAAGAAUUCGGCUCGUUGCCUAAGAAUCGCACUUUGACCAAUGGCCGUUUCUUGCGAGUGAUUCCAUUAUCUUGUGCCUUAAGAUUUAUCUACACAUGUAUACACGUCAUUGUUCUCCGAUAAAGCUUCGCGAAGUUUGCGCCGAAAGAAAUGAGCGCUCGAGAUUAAAGAAAAAAAAAAAGAAAAAA
This is a messenger RNA of Orussus abietinus, 6207 nucleotides long. Its product is annotated as trichohyalin. The transcript is spliced from 13 exons. Bases 198 to 4526 code for a protein of 1442 amino acids. The record is from RefSeq and is a predicted model, not a curated record. NCBI's taxonomy places the organism in Eukaryota, Metazoa, Arthropoda, Insecta, Hymenoptera, Orussidae.